GUUGAGACGGACGAAUAUUUACGAACAGUCUGUCGUGGCAGCGUAGAGAAGAUGAAAUAGUGCUUGUAGGAUUUAAAAGUUGAGAUGGAUAGCAGUUAAUUUUACGGAUACCAUAUCCAAAUAGAUGUAUAUGACAUCUCGUCGAAUUUGUGAAUAAUUAUCCUUGUUGUCCUAUAUAUCUCAUAUUUAAUAAGUACUUAUCUUUGCAGCUAUAAGUCAAUUAAAUACUGUAACUUCAUGUAUAGAAAUGAUAAACUGUUAUUCGAGCGGACAAACAUAGAUAAGAUAUGGGAAUUGGGAAAGUUACAUUAAUGGAGGGAAUUACAGAAAUUAUAUAUGUGAAAUACGAUAUCGUAACAGAAGUGCGUGAAGCUUUCUCUCGGUACAAUCAAGCGAAAUACUCAGAAUACAACUCAGAAAUCCUUCUGUCACUGACAAAUCGAUCGGAAGAUCAAGGAAGUAUUCAAACGACCAUCAUUCUGUAAACCAUGGAUAAUAAAAAAAUGUCGCAAAAUGUUCGUAGUAACGAUCAUUUAAACAAUUCCAGUGAAGAUGAAUACUUGGAAAAAAUGAAAGGCAUAGUUUGUGGUACUGCAAUGCCAAUCGGUUUCGAUACUUGGUCCACAAAAGAGCAACAUGACUGGUUGGAUCAGAAUAUAAGAAAAUACUUCCCAAACGUGCCAGAGACUCUGCAAAAUAUCAUACCGGGUGCCUUCAGUCUGAUAGAUUACAAUCGACCCCAAGAGAAGUUACCCGAAUGGGUAGACAUGGAUAAAUAUCGCAGAGGACAAAAGUUUGUGCGUGAGCAUUACUUUUCGAUUGUCGUAACAUUAUUUUUCGGCGCCAUUUACAGCUACACAUUCAAUGAUGUUUCCAAACCAAUUAUCAUAGGAGGAAAUAGUCAUACAUUAUUCUUAGCACUCAAAAGGUACCUGAGUACUGUAAAACGAGUAUUCACCUGGUUCAAUGGAGAGCCUUGGGUUAAAGAUACAGAAGCCUAUAGAAAUAUGCAAUUUACCCGUAAAAAGCAUCUGAUGAUAGGCACAAAGGUUUCUCAGAUGGAUAACGAACAAUACUACGCUGCAUCAAAGAUAGCAAACUCAUGGUGUCCAGAGUACGAAUUACUUCGGAAGGAUUUCGCUACGACGUGUCCCUUCGAAGAGCCCAGACAACGUCCUUACAAAAUGUUCGAUGGCACGUCGUAUAAAUUGAAAAGCAUAAAUGAUAUGACGAUGGCUAUUACACAAGCCAACUUUGUACUUUUACCCGUAUUAUAUCCGCAGAAUAUCGGAAUCCAUGGUGUAACCGACGAGGAUCUGGAAGCCUAUUGCCAUAUGUGGAAAUGUUAUGGAUAUUUUCUCGGAAUAAAAGACGAGUACAAUUUAUGUCAUGGUAACUUGGAGGACAUAAAACGGUGCUUGCGAGAUUUAACUCAAUAUUGGACAAAAGUUAAUUUUAAGGAUAUCGAGCCCGAAUUCGUGUACAUAACAAAAUGUAUCAUAAUAUCUCUACGUCACUACUAUUCAUCUCUAUAUCUUCCUUAUAAAACCGCGGUAUUACUCUUUACGGAAAUAUUAAAUUUAAACAUGCCCAACUUGUAUGCGUCGCUUAGUUAUACAGAGUGGAUCGCUUAUAAAAUGUAUAGAUUUUUGUUACAUCAUGCGUUGAAGUUCUCAAGUGUCAGAUCAAUUAUUAAUAGACUAACAUAUAAAAUAUUUGAAGCAGUAUUAUAUUUGGACUCGAAGAAGAUGGCGAAGCUGCACGAGAAAACAAAAUAA
Harpegnathos saltator (Jerdon's jumping ant) is the source of this 1778-nucleotide messenger RNA. RefSeq lists its product as uncharacterized. The record is from RefSeq and is a predicted model, not a curated record. Lineage: Eukaryota; Metazoa; Arthropoda; Insecta; Hymenoptera; Formicidae. The coding region runs from base 489 to 1778 and encodes 429 amino acids. The transcript is spliced from 4 exons.